Molecule: messenger RNA, 719 nt
Organism: Osmerus eperlanus (European smelt)
Lineage: Eukaryota; Metazoa; Chordata; Actinopteri; Osmeriformes; Osmeridae
Gene: cacng3b
Product: calcium channel, voltage-dependent, gamma subunit 3b
Biological process (GO): calcium ion transport; regulation of AMPA receptor activity; neurotransmitter receptor internalization
Cellular component (GO): postsynaptic density membrane; AMPA glutamate receptor complex
Molecular function (GO): channel regulator activity; voltage-gated calcium channel activity
Source: RefSeq, a predicted model, not a curated record
AUGGAUGAGAGCUUGGAUAGUGCAGGAGGCCUGGGGGGUGGAGGAGCUGUGCGGGCCUCCAGUAUCUUCCCCAUCAUGAGUGUGGGGCUGCUGUUCAUGGGGGGGCUGUGCGUAGCUGCCAGCGAAUUCUACCGAAGUCGUCAUAACGUCAUACUCAGCGCCGGAAUCUUCUUUGUCUCUGCAGGCCUCAGUAAUAUCAUCGGCAUCAUCGUGUACAUAUCCGCUAACUCGGGCGACCCCGGUCAGAGUGACAGUAAGAAGAGCUACUCCUACGGCUGGUCCUUCUACUUCGGUGCUCUCUCCUUCAUCAUGGCCGAGAUGGUGGGCGUGCUCGCCGUGCACAUGUUCAUCGAGAAGCACCGCAAGCAGCGCGCCAAGUCCCGUACCGAGCUCAUUAAGAAGUCCGCCUUCAGCCGCAUCCCGUCCUACCGCUACCGCUUCCGCCGUCGCUCCAGCGUGCGCUCCUCCGAGGCGCCCAGCCGCGACGCCUCGCCCCUGGGGAAGGGCGGCUACACGGGGCCGGCGGCCGCCGACAUCUCCAUGUACACCCUGAACCCCCGCGAGGCGGGCAGCAAGGCGGCCAUGGGGGCGCUGCUCAACUCGGAGAGGGAGUUCCUGCAGAGCAGCACGCUGACCAAGGACUACGGCAAGGACCCCAACAGGAGAACCACACCUGUCUGAGGGGGCCGGCCCCGUUGGUUGAAGGACUGAGGGGGAGG